This is a messenger RNA of Drosophila kikkawai, 5718 nucleotides long. RefSeq lists its product as uncharacterized. NCBI's taxonomy places the organism in Eukaryota, Metazoa, Arthropoda, Insecta, Diptera, Drosophilidae. Gene Ontology annotation, cellular component: cytoplasm. Gene Ontology annotation, biological process: positive regulation of cytoplasmic translation. The record is from RefSeq and is a predicted model, not a curated record. Gene Ontology annotation, molecular function: translation regulator activity; mRNA binding; zinc ion binding.
GGCCAAUUGCAUUAAGUGGGGUCUGGGCACACGAUUCGAUGAGUUACGCUCUCUGAGAGAGCAGGUUACACUCUCUCUCUCAGAGAGCGUCGCUACUGGUUUUCGGGGUUGAAGAGAGCUGCCUACGUGCAGCGAGAUCACUGUCAUUCGAGCGAUCAAAUUGUAAAGACGUGUGUGUAAAAGUACUUAAGAAUAAAUAAAUAUUUAAUAAAACAUCCUGUCACAAACUUCAGAAGUGGGAUUGGGGAAAAAAUUUCCCCCAACGCCAGUGUGAUUAAAAUGGAUUUAAACAUUAGUGACAUAACAGUGGUACAAUUAAAACGGUGGCUGGAGGUGCUGAAAUUGUCGACAAAGGGAACGAAGAACGAGCUGUUUGCGCGGCUAGCCAAAGUUCCGGUAGAAGUUCGAGGAAGCGCUCCCGAAAAUUGUACCGAAAUGGAUCAACAAAUUUUGCAGCCGGACGUGGAGUCCCGUGAGCUGGACAUGGAAAGCGGCGAGGAGAUGCAGAUCGAAGUUCAGACUCUGGAAAAUUUGCGUGUCGAAAUUGCAAAGGCACAGAAAAAGCUGGAAAAUUUAAAUCGCCAGAUCGGCAACGAAGACACGGAGAAUGAAGGAGGCGAAAAUGCGCAACUGAGGAACAGAGACGGCAACAGCAGUUCCGAGAAUUUGGAGCAGAGCGUUAGAAGCUUCGAGAACACACAGCGUGGCGAUGACAGAGACGGCGAGAUAGGCGGCGGUAGAAGCGGCGGCAGCGGCGAUGACAGAGACGGCGAGAUAGGCGGCGGUAGAAGCGGCGGCAGCGGCGAAGACAGAGACGGCGAUAUGGGCGGCGGCAGAGGUGAAGGCAGAGAUGGAGAUAGAAACGGCGACAGACGCGAAGAGCGAGACGGCGAUAGAAGCGGCGUCAGAGGCAAUUCUGGCGAAAUUGGUGUGCAGCAAAACGGAGGCAGAUUUGAAACUAGCGGCUUGUUGUCACCCGGCUUUAACAUGGCCAGGGAAAUCUUAAUGGAUUUCACUGAGAAAGUGUCUGUGCGGUCGUGGAUUGCGCAAUACGAGAAUAUAUCAGCGUUAUAUUCUCUGUCAGACAUGCAGCGACGUGCUUUGCUGAUCAGCAAAUUGAAGGGAAAUUCGUUGGAAUGGAUGCAUGCUGAUGCAGGGCGGUUUGCGAAGCCUGUUAAUGAGUUGCUGGAACAACUCAAGUUGGCGUUUGGAGGCAUCGAGUCCAAGUCUGUCCUACGUCGCAAGUUCGAAGCGCGUAGUUGGUCUCCAAAUGAGCAGUUUGCCACAUACUUUGGCGAGAAAUGCAGACUGGCUCGAGAUGUCGCAAUGGACGAGGACGAACUACUGGAUGGGCUCGUGGAGGGCAUUCCAGUACUAAGCUUGCGUACACAGGCCAAGCUCCAAUGUUUUGAUGGCCCGGAGAGGAUGCUGAGGGCGUUUGCAGACAUUAGGCUCCCAGCAAGGGGGCCAGCCAUGGCGAAAUUGGCGGCAGCGAAGGCGGUUCCAGCGAGCAGCGAGACUCGUUGCUUCAAUUGCAACGCGAAGGGGCACUGGAAGAGGGAGUGCACUAAGCCAAAGAGGUCGCCAGGUUCGUGCUACGGAUGCGGCGCAGAGGAUCACCGGAUUGCUGAAUGCCCCGGAAAUAAGAAGAAGGCAGAAAACAAUUAUAGUGCCAAAUAGAUUCGGGAAGCCCAGUUUCAUUUAUUAAGCGUUCAUAUGUACCAGCGAAUAUUAAAUUAGAACCUCAAGAAGAGAGUUAUUUUGGAAUAAACAAAAGCUUAUUGAAAAGUUUUGGAAAAAUAUUAUGCUUUAUAUUAAAAAAUGAAAUAAAGAUUUGGUUUAAAUUAAUUGUAGUGGCUGAUGAAUCUAUGGGCUGUAAUAUUGUGCUGGGUAGAGAUUUUAUGAAAGUUUGUGGUCUAGAAAUUGAUUUGGAAGCAUUGAAAAUUGUAACUGUAGAGUGUGUUGAAACUGAUGUCGAGAAGAAAGCGAAAGAGCUUUCCAACAAUUGUAUGGAACUAAAAAAUGCAGGAAUAAAAUUAGGCGACAUAAAGUUAGGUACAAGAUUAGGAGAUAGUUAUUUGGAUGAACAGUUAGGUGAAAGGUUAGGUGAAAAGAAUUUAGGUAAAACUUUAGGUGAAAAGAGUUUAGGUACAACAUUAGAGGAAAAGAGUUUAGGUACAACAUUAGAGGGAAAGAGUUUAGGUACAACAUUAGAGGGAAAGAGUUUAGGUACAACAUUAAUUAGAAACAGUUUAGGUACAAGCUUAGGUAAACAAAGUUUAGGUACAAUUUGGAAUGAGAAUUUUGAAGGUACAGUUUUGAAUAAAGAUUCAUUGUGGAAUGCAUAUGAGGAAGAUGUAAGGAUAGGUGGAACAAACAAUUUCGAUGAGCAACUUUUAGGUACAAAGAAGUUAGAUGAACCAAUGGGAGUUUUGGAGGAAAAUUUUGAAAAGGAAAUGAUGCAAAUAAAUAUGUUAGAGCAUGAGAAGGAAGAAAGGGUUUAUGAUAUUGGAGAACAGGUUAGUUAUACAGACAAAAUAAAGUUAAUUGGAAUAUUAGAGUCGAAUUAUAUACAUGUUCCGAGACCUGAAUUGCCGAAAAGUAGAUGUGAAAUUAAUAUAAUUCUGGAGAACUCAAAACCAUUUAGUUGUGUACCUAGGAGGCUAUCGUAUAGUGAAAAGGAAGCGUUACAGAAAUUGUUAGAUGAAUACUUAGAAAAUGGAAUUAUUCAAAGUAGUAGGUCUGAAUACGCUUCUCCAAUAGUGUUAGUGAAGAAAACGAGUGGCGAGCUUAGACUAUGCAUCGAUUUCAGAAGGCUAAACAAAAUUAUGGUCAAAGAUAAUUAUCCAAUUCCUUUAAUUGAUGACUUAUUGGAUAAAUUGGUUGGAAAAUCGGUAUUUACAAAAUUGGAUUUAAAGAAUGGGUACUUUCAUGUGUUCGUGAACAAAGAUUCGGUGAAGUAUACAUCUUUUACAACGCCAUUAGGACAGUUUGAGUUUUUACGUAUGCCAAUGGGUUUGAAAACAGCGCCUCAGGUAUUUCAAAGAUUUGUGAAUGAUAUUUUUUCUGAUAUGAUUCGAGAAAAUAAGGUUAUAAUAUACAUGGAUGAUAUUUUAAUUGCAAGUCACGAUAUCAAAGAACAUUUAGAAAUAUUAGUAGAAGUAUUUAGGAGAUUAGUGGAAAAUAAAUUAGAACUUAGAAUGGAUAAAUGCAAGUUUCUACAAGAUAAGGUAAAAUAUUUAGGUUUCUUAAUUUCAAAGGAAGGAAUAAAAGCUGAUGAGAAGGGACUAGAAGCAAUAAAAAAUUUUCCAAUUCCGAGUAAAGUGCAAGCUGUACAAAGUUUCUUAGGUUUGUGUUCUUAUUUUCGACGAUUUAUAAAGGACUUUUCGAUAUUGGCAAAACCUCUAUAUGACCUGUUGAGAAAAGAUAAGACGUUCGAGUUUGGGAAAGCAGAGUUGGAUUGUUUUACACUUUUGAAGGAUAAAUUAGUAGCAGCCCCAGUGCUGGCUCUAUAUGAUCAUAGAGAUGAUGUUGAGCUUCAUUGCGAUGCGAGUGCGUUAGGUUUUGGAGCUGUACUGCUGCAGAGGAAGGAAGAUAAGAAACUACACCCAAUAUUUUACUUUUCGAAGAGAUCCACUCCGACUGAGGCGAAAUAUCAUAGCUUUGAGUUAGAGACGUUAGCUAUUAUUUAUGCACUUAGAAGGUUUAGGAUAUAUUUACAGGGUAAACCUUUCAAAAUCGUCACAGACUGUAACUCGUUAACAUUAACUCUGAAUAAGAUAGACUUAAACCCGAGAAUUGCGAGAUGGGCUUUAGAGCUACAGGAAUUUGAUUAUGAAUUGAAGCACAGAGCAGGUAGGCAAAUGCAGCAUGUCGAUGCACUUAGCAGAUGUAAUAAUGUUAUGAUAAUAGACGCAAAUACUUUUGAAGAUAACUUAAUAAUUUGUCAGGCAAGAGAUACGAAGCUAAAAGAAAUUAGGGAAAUUUUAGAGAACAGAGAACAUAAAUGGUUUGAGAUGAGGAAUGGGGUUAUAUAUAGAAAGGAUAAUAACAAUAGAUUACUGUUUUAUGUACCAAGUAGAAUGGAGCAACAUGUUUUGUACAAGUAUCAUGACGAAUUAGGGCAUAUUGGACGGAUAAGAUGUUAGACGCUAUUAGUAAAAGUUAUUGGUUCCCGAGCAUGAAAGAUAAGGUUUGUGAACACAUUCAAAACUGUUUGAAGUGUAUAGCGUUCUCUCCUAAAGUAGGUAAAGGAGAUGGAUUGCUACACAGUAUACCGAAAGGCAAUAAGCCAUUUGAGGUGAUACAUAUUGAUCAUUAUGGCCCAGUAGACAAUAGCAGAUCAAAGAAGCAUAUAUUAGUGGUGAUAGAUGGAUUCACGAAAUUUGUUAGGCUUUAUACUACGAAAACAACAAACACAAAGGAAGUUUUGAGCGCAUUAGCAGACUAUUUUCGGGCGUAUAGCAGACCUAGGUGUAUUAUAUCAGAUCGAGGAAGUUGCUUCACAUCAACGGAUUUUGCAAAUUUUGUUGAGGAAAGGAAUAUAAAACACAUAAAAAUUGCUACGGGAUCACCACAAGCCAAUGGUCAAGUGGAGCGAGUAAAUAGAAGUUUAGGACCGAUGAUUGCGAAACUUUCAGAACCAGAAAGAGGACUACACUGGGAUGUAGUAGUAGAGAAGGUAGAGUAUUCGUUGAAUAAUACACUGCAUAGCAGCAUUAAGCAGUUUCCCAGUGAAAUUUUAUUCGGAAUAGCCCAGAGGGGAGAAGAUAGUGAUGAAUUUAAGGAAAAGUUAAAAGAGGAAGAAAAAGUUAGAGAAACGUUAGAGGAUGAUGAUGAAAUUAUUGAGGAAAACAGGAGAAAUUUAGAACAACUAAGAAGAAAACUAGAAGGCGAAGAGGAAAUUGAAGAAAAUUUAGAAGGUGAAGAAAAAAUUAUAGAAAACUUAGAAAGUGAAGAAGAAAUCAUUGAGGAAAAUAGGAAAAAUUUAGAACAACUUAGACAGAAAGCAGAAGAAAAUCAAAGAAAGUCGCAGUUAAGAAACGAAACCUAUUACAAUUCGAAAAGAAAGCUGAAUUCAGAAUACAGAGAAGGAGACUAUGUAAUGGUAAAGAAUUUUGAUAGUACCGCAGGAGUUAGUAGGAAGUUAAUACCCAAAAACAAAGGACCGUACAUUAUUGGAAAAGUUUUGAGAAAUGAUAGAUUUUUGUUAAAAGACAUCGAUGGGUUUCAAUUAUCUCGAAAUCCAUAUCAAGGAGUUUGGAGCGCUAAUAAUAUUCGGCAUUGGAUGAAAGAUGAUAGUAAAUCUAGAUAAAUAAAAUUGAAACAGAAUGUUAAAGAUAAAAAUCAAGAAAAUUGUAAACUAAAAAAUGAGAAAAGAAAUUGUACAAACUAUAUGAAUUGUUAACUAAUUCUAAGACUAAAUUUAAGAUAUUUUUAGCCGAGAUAGUGGGCUAUCUCAAGGUCAGGAUGGCCGAGUUGUAGCAGGCCAAUUGCAUUAAGUGGGGUCUGGGCACACGAUUCGAUGAGUUACGCUCUCUGAGAGAGCAGGUUACACUCUCUCUCUCAGAGAGCGUCGCUACUGGUUUUCGGGGUUGAAGAGAGCUGCCUACGUGCAGCGAGAUCACUGUCAUUCGAGCGAUCAAAUUGUAAAGACGUGUGUGUAAAAGUACUUAAGAAUAAAUAAAUAUUUAAUAAAACAUCCUGUCACAAUUGUAA